Molecule: messenger RNA, 8086 nt
Organism: Zeugodacus cucurbitae (melon fly)
Lineage: Eukaryota; Metazoa; Arthropoda; Insecta; Diptera; Tephritidae
Gene: fra
Product: neogenin
Exons: 12
Coding region: 914-5710 (1598 amino acids)
Biological process (GO): cell-cell adhesion
Cellular component (GO): membrane
Molecular function (GO): protein binding
Source: RefSeq, a predicted model, not a curated record
ACUGUUUCGAAUAUUUGGUGCGGAUGUUAGAACGGAAAGUAGCGGUUGUUUGAAGUGAAAAAUUCGACUUUGUGCUGAGGAAAGCUAAAGGUUUUGAAUAAAAGCGGCAUUAUUUCGCGUGUUGCACAUUCGCUUAGUUCAUUUGUUACAUUUGAAUCGCGUAAUAAAUACUAAAUUGAGCUCUACAGUGUUGAAUUUAUUAAUUGCAACGCAAAUAUUUCGCCAAAGUGCUUGUCGUCUGCAUAAUUAGUUUUGUGCAACCAAAUAGUUAGAGUAGCACCGCAAGCGGAAAUGCUGCCCGCGGCCCGCCUUAGUGGGAGUGAGAUGAAUAUAUAAAUUGCGCAGGGCUUUUGCUUAUCAGUCCGAAUUUUGUUUUUGUUUCACAUUAAAAUCGCGUUUUGUUUAUUCGAAUCGGGGAAAAAAUACAACAAUGGAUGGUCGAGUGAAUGUGUGAAUUGUUUAAUAAUAGUAGAAAUGUGAGAGUGUGUGCGCGUUCAAAACGCCGGUAAAACAACAAUUUCAUCAAUCGAAUUGAUUUAAUGCAAUCAAGUGAUUAAGAAUUGCUUUCUGUCAGAAUUAAUUGACACUUCGAAUAUUAAACGUAUAUAUGCAUGUGUGUAUGUGCAACUUCCCCUAUUGCUUGCCACAGUGCGUCGUCUGCGAAUACACAUUCAAAGCGUAUUUGUAAAAGUGUAAAAAGUGCGAGAAAAUGAAAAAAUACUACGUUGAUGUGGUGUGUGUGUUGCAAUUGUUUGUGGGAAAAUUCAUGAAAUAAAGUAAACAGUGCUCGGUUAUUCAUCAAAGGAUUAACUACAAAGAGGACACAGAUUGCAAUUUAGACAAGUGACAGCGGGGUGCCGAAUCGAUUGUGCACCACAGGAGACUACGCAUAGUCCAACAGUAGAUAGUAGAAAUGUGGACUCGUCUGUCGACAGGCGUGUGGUCACGCAAAUGGCAACAAACACACCAGCAACCGCAGCUGCUGCAGUUGCAUGUAAUCGUAUUGGGAAUUUUGGCAUCAUUAUUGCUGCAAACGCAUUCUUCGUUAGCAAGUCAAGCGCUUACCUUCAAAAUUGAACCUCAGGAUGUGGUCGUGCCGGAAGGACAUUCGGUGUUGCUGCAAUGCGGUGGAGUUGCACAAAACGGCAAGUCUGGUAAGAUACAACCAAUUAUACGUUGGCGUGGGCCAGAUGGCCAGGAUUUGGGCAUCGUCGGCGACACGUUUCGCAACCAGUUGAAUAACGGUUCGUUGUACAUAAGCUCCGUGGAGGAAAAUCGCGGUUUGACCGGCUCCUAUCAGUGUCUGCUCAGCGCCGACGGCAUUGGUACGAUUGUUAGUCGUGCGGCAGUCGUGUCUAUAGCGCGGUUGUCGGAUCUCAAUCAAGACUUUAUCGAAACAUAUUUAUUACCCGGCCAAACGGCGUAUUUCCGUUGCAUGGUGGGCGAAGUUCAACCGGGCAUUAAACACAUCGUACAAUGGCUAAAGGAUGACAUGCCGCUUGUGCUGGACAAGUUGCGCAUGAUCGUGCUGCCGAAUGGCGCCUUAGAAAUCGAUGAGGUGGGCAUUGGGGAUCGCGGCGCUUAUCAGUGUAAUGUGACCUCUGGCAGCAUAUCGCGUUUAAGCAGCAAAACUAGCCUGAAUAUUAAAAAACCCACAGAUCCCAGCAGUGAAAAUUUGGUUGCGCCGUCGUUUCUUGUGGGACCUUCGCCGAAAACCGUGAAGGAGGGAGACAGCGUCACCUUGGAUUGCGUGGCGAAUGGCGUUCCGAAACCACAAAUUAAAUGGUUGCGCGACGGCGCUGAACUCGACCUUAGCGAUCUUGACUCGCCAUUCUCCAUCAUCGGCACGGGCUCAUUGCAAAUAUCUUCGGCGGAGGACAUAGAUUCCGGAAACUACCAGUGUCGUGCCAGUAAUACAGUCGAUUCGCUUGAUGCACAGGCCACCGUGCAAGUGCUGGUGCCGCCUAAAUUCAUCAAGAGUCCAAAAGACAAGACCGCUCAUGAAAAGGAGGAGUUGGAGCUGGAGUGCGCGAUACGUGGCAAACCAAAGCCGUUAAUUCAGUGGUUGAAGAAUGGCGAUGUGAUCACCCCCAACACGUAUAUGCAACUGGUCGGUGGCCACAAUUUACGCAUUUUCGGUCUGCUGCAGUCCGAUGCCGGCAUGUUCCAAUGUGUAGGCACCAAUCCGGCUGGCAGUGUCCAAGCGGCGGCUCGCUUGCGCGUCGCUCAAACAGGCAAAUCCAAAAAAUACCGUCCAUCCGCUUCCCAAACACCCAAAUCUCCAUUACUUCCAUCAGCUUCGCCUAUACGCCGUCGCAAGGGGGGCGGAUCUAAGGCGAUCGAUCCUUUUGACACAUUCGGCGAUGCUAUUGACAAUUCAAUGGGGUCGACACGUAGGCUCUCCAAAAGCGCUCUGGAUAGUUUACUCUCGCAGAGAGGCAGAAAAUUGCCACGACCAGAGAGACCGCAAAAUGACAAUAGUUAUGGCGAAUAUGCCUCACUGAAAGAACUAGAACAAUUAGACAUGGAAGAUACGGACAGUUCAAUGGAGUUACCCACUAGCACACAGGAGUUCAACGUAGCCGAUGACGAAGGUGAGGGCGACAACGACAACAAUGACGAAGACAAUGAAGACGAUGACGAAUAUGACGAUUUAAACGACAAUCAAGAAUUCAUUGACGCUUACAAUCACGGCGACGAUCCCAACAAAGUACUGAACUCUUGGAAGAAUAAAAAUAAGAAACAAUUAUCCUCAGCCACAUCCAAUUCACAAGCGGCGUCAUCAAGUUCCUCCUACUUAUCCUCAGAUUUAGAUGGACUCGAAGGCAGCAUUGGCAUAACUGGUGUUGGGAGUGUAGACGGAGGUGUGGACAUUCCACAGUCCGGCGGUGGAGUUACACACAUCCAUGGUGCUCUGUUGAACCGUUUGCCGGGACCGCCGCACGACUUGGUUGCGCAAAUAGUGAAACCACGUUUCGUAACACUAAGUUGGAUGGAGCCGAAGAAGAACCCCGUGGAAGUUGUCUCCUACACAGUAUUCUAUAAAAUGAGCAACAGCGAACGCGAACAGAAAAUCGUAACCAAAUCGCACGAUGACCAACAGGUGAACAUACAAAAUCUGCUGCCUGGGAAAACCUAUCAAUUCCGUGUGGUGGCCAAUACGAACUUUGGACCCGGAGAUUCCUCAGAGGUUUUGGAGGUGCGCACUCAACCGGAAGAAAAUAUUGCCGGUCCACCUCGCAACGUCGAAGGAUAUGCGAGUAGCGAAAGAGAGAUUUUUGUAAAAUGGGAUUCUCCCACUGUAACCAAUGGCGAGAUUUUGAAAUACCGCAUUUACUAUUCCGAGAAUGACAGUGGCGCUGAGAUGUACCAUGAUAGCACCUCUCUGAGUGCUGUGAUCUCGGAACUUCGUCCGUAUACCGAUUACACUAUUAGCGUGGUGCCAUUCAAUAAGAACGGCAUGGGCGAUCCCUCAAAUGAGAUAAAGGUCAAGACCUUCUCCUCUACACCAACUGAAGCGCCCAAUAAUGUAACACUAGAAGUAACGAGUUCGACGUCCGUCACAGUGCACUGGGAGCCACCAGCCGAGGAGGAAAGAAACGGUCAAAUCACCGGCUAUAAGAUUCGUUAUCGUAAACUCAAAGACACACCACAGGUGAAGAGUACACCAGCGAACAUACGCUACUUCGAAUUGAAAGGGCUUGACCGGCACUCAGAGUAUCAAAUAAAAAUCGCCGCUAUGACAGUAAAUGGUUCGGGCCCGUUCACAGAAUGGAAUCGUGUCAUGACUUUGGAAAACGAUCUGGACGAAACACAGGUGCCCGGUAAACCGGUUUGGAUCGGCAUACAUCCAGGUGGUGAUAACAUUGCUUUACAUUGGGGCCCGCCACAACAGCAUGAAAUCAAGAUACGCAGUUAUGUAUUGGGCUGGGGUCGUGGAAUACCCGAUGAGAACAUCAUAGAGCUGAAAGAAUCCGAACGUUAUUAUGUAUUGAAAAAGUUGGAAUCAAAUACGGAAUAUGUGGUCUCGUUGCGCGCACGAAACAGCAAAGGUGAUGGUCAGCCUAUUUAUGACAACAUAAAAACACGUGACGAGGAACCGGUCGACAUACCGGUGCCGCUUGAAGUGCCUGUCGGCCUACGCGCGAUCACCAUGUCCAGCUCAUCCAUUGUCGUCUACUGGAUAGAUACGACGCUGAGCAAAAAUCAACAUGUCAUCGAUAAUCGUCAUUACACCGUACGCUUUGGCAUCUCCGGCUCUAGUCGGUUCCGCUAUCACAACACGACCGACCUCAAUUGCAUGAUCAAUGACCUGCGUCCAAACACGCAGUAUGAGUUCGCUGUUAAGGUGGUGAAGGGUCGUCGUGAGUCUGCAUGGUCCAUGUCGGUAUUGAAUAGUACAUAUCAGAAUGUGCCAAUUACACCGCCACGUGAGCUCACCGUGCGACCUGAUGAACAGAAUCCACAAACUGUCAUUUUACAAUGGUUGCCACCGAAGCACAGCCUUGGCCAAAUAACCGGCUACAACAUUUACUACACAACCGAUACAACGAAAAGGGAUCGCGACUGGUCCAUUGAAGCAUUCGCCGGGGACGAGACCAUGAUGAUGCUGCCAAAUUUGAAACCGUACACAACGUAUUACUUCAAGGUGCAAGCGCGUGUGGGGAAAGGUGCCAGUAAUGCGCCCUUCUCAGCGCUCGUGGCUUAUACGACUCCGGCGGCGGUGGUGAUGCAGGAGCCAAAGCCGAUCGCCAAAGGCAUUAGUAAUGAGAUCAUCAUAUACUCCGUGGCCGGGGCGGUUGUAUUUCUAGUUGUUAUUUUUGUGGGAAUCAUGUUUGUUGUGUGCCGACGAAAGCCUCAAUCCACUCCCGAUCACAACAAGAAGAGGUACGAAGAUAGCUAUCAAAAUGUUGGAGUUCCAAAGCCGCCAGAUCUCUGGAUACAUCACGAUCAAAUGGAGCUGAAGAAUAUUGAUAAGAAUAUACACAGCACAACACCUGUAUGUAGCGAUGGCGCUUCGAGUAGCGGUGCCUUAACAUUGCCACGCUCUGUGGUGCACGAAUACGACGUAGACACGCCUGUGCCGGUUACCAACUCGCUGGACAAACGAUCCUAUGUACCCGGUUAUAUGACUACUUCAAUGAACUCUACUAUGGAACGGCCACAGUAUCCGCGCACCCAAUACAACAUUUCCGCCAAUCGUUCGCAUAUGACUGUCGACACGGGGCACUCACAACAGAGUUUGACCCAGCAACCGGGCUCUUUGGCUCAGACACCCGAACAUCCUUACGGUUAUGAGGGCAAUUUCUGCAAUCCCGGUUAUCCGAAUGGUGGCGGCGGCGCCGGUCCAGGUGGCGGUCCCACAAUUAAUGGUGGCGUUUCUACUAUCGAGAGUGCAAAGCGUGGUCACCCAUUGAAGAGUUUUAGUGUGCCAGGUCCACCACCAACGGGGGCUGCAACACCCGUCAACAAACACACACCUGCCGUAACAAUACGUCCACAAAACCAGUCACCCUACAAGAAGCCCUCCUUCUCCGCUGCCACGCCCACAAAUCGAUUGCAAGGCGGCUCGUCUGUGGCACACUCCAACGAUGAAAUACAACGAUUAGCGCCCAGCACCUCAACGGAAGAGCUGAAUCAAGAAAUGGCCAAUCUGGAAGGACUCAUGAAGGAUCUGAGUGCAAUAACGGCGAAUGAAUUCGAAGUUUAACAGUAAACGAAUGAAAUAGGAAUAAAUAUACGCCAAACGAAAGUGUCUAUGGACGAAAUGUGUGCUUCAGCUAAGAAAACUUAGAAAUGCGCAGCUAACAGAAAUGAGAAAAGUGGUGAAUGAAAGGUUUUCAAAGGAAACAAACAGAAACGAAAAACGACAAAAACCUCGACUAUACUUAAUCAAAAUGAAAACAAACAAACAAACAAAUGAACAUAUUAACAAUUCUCUUUCGUUGUCGUUCGUCUUAAAUUUGCAGUUUUCAACAGAAUAUCCGCUGAAUGAAUUUCAGCAUAGGGUUUGGCUGCUAUUUUUAUUGCCAUUAAUUAAUAAUAUUUAAAGUUUAGGAGCUAGUGCAUACAUUUAAUUGAUAACAUUAAUUUCGUGUAAGUAAGAUUAAAUUGGAUUUUUAUACAAGCGUUGAGAGGAGUAAUGCUAAAUGCUUAACGAUUAGUGAUUAAUGGAUUUCUAAGUUUAAAGUGCUGCUUAAGUAAUUUCGAAAUUUCGAAAAUUUAGUUUAAGAGUGCUACUGAUUUUAUUUUAACUUUUAUUUUUAUUUAAAUGAAAAAAAUUCGUGACAUGUACAUAACCGUAAUAUGUAAGAGCGCUGUCAUAUAUAUAUAUGUAUAUGUAUUUAUCGACAUUUUACUGAGUAAGCAAAUUGAAAGAAAAAUUGAUGUUUUUGCUUAAAAAUAAUAGCGUUAAUACCAGGGCCAGGGCUAUAUUAAUAAGGAAACCCGAAAACGAUAACGAAAACGGAAACAUUUAAAUUAAUUUAUAUUAAAAUUGAAAAUAAUUUAAAUACAAAACACAAAUUGUUGAAUCGUACGCAGAAGACACUCCGAAACAGAUCUAAUGUGAAACUCUCAAAAUGUUAACAUGUAUGCAUGCUUACUUAUGUAUGUAUGUAAGUGUAUAUUAAAUAGGCGUAAGGAAUACUAUUGUGCCGUACAGUAUGAGGUAUCCCGGUACCAUUGCGACCCACAUACAGUUUGGCGCUAUAGCCUGCACUGUAAAAACGGUUAUUGUAGUGUUGUUCCAAAGUGUUUUAGCUAAAAAACAGUUGUCGGUUAUGAACGCAAGCCCUUCCAGUGCCAUAGAAUUUGGGCUAUAUUCAUUAAUAACAUUACGACAAGAGACCACAAAUUUGCACUGCAAAUAAGUCAAACCAACGGGAACCUACUGCCAGUAUAUGUGUGGGAACUACAUACACAUGUUAAGCUAUUGAAUGUACAUGUGACUAUCUCAAACUCUACGUAAAUGUAUUUGCACUUUAUAUUUAAAUUUGCACAACUGAAACUACUUGCCGUUCUAUGCAUAUACUUGCUACUGAAAUCUUCUUAAAAAUAAAAACAAAACAGAAAUCUAGAUUUAAUGUUACAAACGUGCAUUUAUAUGAAAAUGUCGUGUUCUUGCAAACAAAAAAUUUUACUACAAAAUUGUUCACCAACUAGCUAUUUAGUUUUAGUAAUACAACAACCUCUCACUUUAGUGUAAUUAACUGUAAUUGUUUUUCCUCGUCCAAACCAAACAUUUCGUUUGAGUUUUCUUUCGUUUCUUCACAUAACGUGCCAUUUACACUGCUCAUAAAUACUUUUUUUAUAAAAUUUCAAAAAAGAUAUGCUUAGACAUAUGUAAUAACGGACAGCCUGACAUCCUGCUACUUGUCAUCCAAGUUGUGUUAAACUAUUCUCCAGAAGAAAAAGGUCUUUUGGAAUGUAAAGCUAAAAUGCCUACAAAUCUACUACUUAGCCCAAUGCAUAGCUGAACGUUUCUAAAAACCAAAAUCCUAAAGCAUGAAACAAUUGAAAUAGCGGUUCAUAUUAAAAAUUACAAAAAUAUUAUUUUUGUGUUAUGCACAAAAUUGUGACAUUUUUAAUCGUUUAUGGAAUCGUUUUUUUGCGAUCAAAGGUUUUGAAAGUCACAUACUUUUUAUGCAUUUAAAAAGCCUUAUGUUGAGCUGCACAAAUAUCGAAGUUUAUUGAAUUUUUUCUAAGAAUAAUUAUAAUAAUUACGCAUGUAUAUCAUUUGUAAAAAUAAUACAUACAUACAUAUGCAUAUGUAACACGAUACCCAACUCACGUAUGAUUACUACUGCAUGCCAGAACACUGCAUUUACAGAAUUUCAAAUGUUUUUGGAAAAACAAACGGUGCAAAAUCAGUUCGUAAGUGAUGUAACCCGCAGAGAAAUGUUGAAGGCUCCUGUUAAGUUAAAUUUUAAAUUAAAUUCAAAAGUAAAUAAUCAUUUGCCAUACCUACUCGAAUAAAAAUUAAGUUCCAUAUAUGUAUAUUUAUGAUAUAUCUCUUAAAAAAAACACGAAUCAUAUACACACACACACAUACAUACAUAUUUCUCUACUUCGUAAAUCAUAUAAU